UCAGCUGACUUUGUCACGUGAUCUGAGUUCCGGAGCUAGCUUAACCGCUUUGGAGCGAGUCGUCUCUCAGCGAAAAUGUUCUCCGAUUUACAGGAAAACAUCGUAAAAGAUGAGUGAAGCCUUGGCGCUCCCCGGCUCCACGCCGACGGAAGGACCUCCUCAUCAGAGACUGUAGAGCGGUGGAGAGUCUCAGCCGGGGCGAUCAUGCAUCCCUUCGGCCGCGAGGCGGAGACGUCCCUUCAAGACCUGUUCAAGUACUUCCAGAGGGCCCUGCAGCUCGGCGAGUGGGAGCUGGCGAGCGCCUGUGUCCCACAGCUGAUCAGCUCCUCAGGAGGCCUUUCUGAGAAACUGAAGGACAUAAUCAAAGCUGUCAUCUGCCAUCCUCACAGUUUAAGAUGGGAGUCCGUUGGCAGUCCGCACAGGCUGGCGUGGUUUUGGCUCCAGGUCUUGGAAAAAUGGACAGAAGAGAAGAUUCCUCCCCAGACCAGACGAGAGUUGGAGUUUCUGCUGCUCCUGGAGAAACUGAGCUCAGAGGGGAUACCAGAGACCCUCCUCCAGGAUCUACAUCAGGCUUUCUCUGCCUUGCCGUCAUGCAGCGGCGGUGCGGUUGCUGCUGCGGAGUCGUGUCUGCAGACUCUGUUGCAGAAGAAGAAGCCCAGACUUGCUCAGACGUUAGCAGAGUUUCUGCAGGAUCAGUCGGGCCCUGAAGGCAUCACUCUGCAGCACAUAUUCAUCCAACACCUGAUGAGGAAGCUGCAAAGGCCUGAAAAGAUACCAGAGGGGGAGGAGGAGGAGUGGGCGGAGGACAUCUACGCCGUGCUGGCUCUGAUGCCGUGGAGGUCCUGCGGCGGCGGCCAGCUGGAGGCGCUGUUCGAAGCCCUGUGGGCCGCCAGGGCCGGCCCCCUGAAAGAGGAGAGGAUCCUCGGCUGCUUGAUUCGGCCGCGGUGUCGCAGUCUGGUCUCGAUGUACUGCAGCGCGGCGGUGGGGCUGCAGAGGGACCUCCUGCUGAGGAGCUCGCCUCCAACGCAAGCUGACCUUCCAGAAGCAGAGAAACUGGCUCUCAGUCUGUGCUGUCACCACGAUCGCCCUACUGCCUGGAAGACCAUCUUCUUCGAGUGCCUCAGCAGCGGAAAGCACUUCCUGGAGCAGGUCUUGGUGACUGCGCUGGACCUGAUCAAACACCAGGAGUUUGCUGAGCUGCAGGCUCUGCUGCGGCUGGAGUUCCAGCCGCUGUCGCGCCUCCUGCUGCUGCUGGGGUGGACUCAGAGCCGCAGCCUGGACUCGGCUCGGACUCUCCUCAGGAUCCUCCACCAGGAGCAGGCUGCAGCCGAUGACUCCGUGCUGCAGGAGUUUGCCGAUCUUCUGUCCUCUCAGCUCGAGAUCCUUGAAUGGUGUAAAAACAGCAACCCGGGCGUUUCCAUGGAGGCUUUGCUGUUGCAGCUUCACACUCUGGACAACCACUCUGCUCUCUACAUCCUCCACUCCCUGACUCCUCUGACCCACUUUGAGGAACGGCGGAUAUUAGAGCUGCUGCAGCAGCCGCCAACCGCGCCCAAAACAGCAGGACACCCCGGUGCCGCCCCACAUCUGAGCCUGGCCGCGCACAGGAACGUCCUCCUGUUCCAGGGCUUCUGUGCCAUGAAGUAUGCCGUCUACGCCGUGUGUGUGAACGCACACCGACACUCCAGCUGCAGUGAGUGUGCGUCUGUGCUGCAUCAGCUGCUUCCAGACGCAGGAAUGGACCGCGACAGGACGUCCUCAGAAGGUCUCCAUUUACUGUUUCAGCACUACCUGUCGGAGUGCCAGCUCUACCUGGAGGCGACUCCUGCCAUAUUUCGCCUGGAGCUCCUGGAGAACAUCUUCUCCCUACUCUUCCUCUCCUCCUGGGACUUCCAGUCUGUCUCUGAAAGCUCAUCAAGCACGGCAGAUGCAGGAGCGGAAGUCGGUCAGACUGAACUCGGAUGCUGGGAGAAGCAGAAGCCUCCCCUUGUGGCGACCCACUGGGGUCACCUUGAGCUGGAACACUUCAUCCGGGGCUGCAGGGGGUUCUUGGUGGAUGUGACGGCCAUGGAGGGCUUCCUGAAGCUGUUGAAGAAAGCCUUGGAGGACAUGAGUGCAGCGGGAGAGCGAGAGGGUCACGAUGGCGGCGGGGCGGGGCCUCAGGAAGCCGAGGCGGCUAGUCUGGGCUGCUCUGUGACUCCUGAGACGUUCGAGUCCCGCCGCCAGGGACUGUCCAAACGCAUCGCUGAGGCUCAGUGGAGGCUGCAGAUCGUCACCAGCAACCAGGGCGUGGCCGACGGUUCAGAAAACGCCACGCCCGUGUCGGGACUGGAUUCUGCUCCUCCCCCUCUGGGACGCAGCAGGAGCUCCAGUCAGAGGAGGAGGAGGAAAGUUUCGCGGCUCGCCGCUGAGCGGCAGACGUCCACAGAGCAGCCCGCCGGGGACCUGGACGCCUCAGAUGGUGCUGGGGGGGCGGAGCCUUGCCCCUGCGGGGGUUCUCACAACUGGCUGGUCCCCGCCAUGCUGGCCCCCCCGGAGUCGCUGCUGAUUUCCUGCAUCCGCCGAGAGAACUUCAUGGAAGCACAUCAGGUGUCGGCGGUUCUGGGUCUCGGCGCGACGGCCUGCAGCGGCGAGCUGGCCUUCAUGGAGCGCUACAAAGAAGUGCUGGUGGAGUUGGGACGGGUGGAGCAGAAGAUGGAGAGCCAGUCCAUGUCGUCCUCGUCGUCUUCGUCGGAGGGUUUGGGCUCGGCGGCUGGGAGCGGCGGUGGGCGGAGCCGGCUGGGGAGCAGCGGCCGGUCCACGCUGCAGGCCAUCGGGAGCGCCGCCGCUGCAGGAGUGGCUUUCUACUCCAUCUCAGACAUCGCAGAGCGCCUCCUCAGCACCCCCGCUCACCCCCUGCCCUCCCUGGAGGAGGGCUACUGGCUGAGCGGCUGCUCUCCGGACCCGCCCGGACCGGUGUACGCGCUGCUGGAGGAGCUCAGCCCCGCGGCCAUGGCGGCCUUUGACCUGGCCUGUUGCCACUGUCAGCUGUGGAAGACGUCGCGGCAGCUGCUGGACACGGCGGAGCGCCGGCUCAACGCCAGCCUGGAGGCCCGAGGGAUUAGAGUGGACCCGAAGGCGGCGCGUCCUGAAGGAGUCAGCGGGUUCCCCGUGGUUUUGCAGAACAUCAGCAAGAUCCUGAAUCAUUCUGCAACUCACAAGGGUUCUGCUAAAGCAGAAGCCGCUGGCGAGGACGCGGCGUUUUCCAGCCCGUUCGGCUGCUGCGUCCAGGAAGUGCUGCAGUGCUGCCACCCCACGCUCAGCGAGGAGAGCAUCUCGGCCCGCCUCAGUCUGACUCAGCGUCUGGAAAGCAUCGUUCAGGUCCUGAGCGCCGCCACUGAUGCUGCAGAGGGAAAUGUGGGCGGCGCCCUCCUGGCGCUGCUGGUGGAGCAGGCCGGCCUGAGGCAGGCGGAGCUGGACGCCCAUCCCGUGCGCUCCAACAUGAAGCAGCUGCUCCGCACGCUGGAUCAGCUCUGUCCCUUCGAACCAGAGCUCGGCCGGCCGGAUUACGUGCGCAGCUUUGUGGACUACGUCAACACGCUGGCCUCGGUGUUGGUGCGCAGCCUCGGCCCUGAAGAUGAAACCAACAAGGUAAAGCUUGGAAAUCCGAUGCUGGUGUUGCUUCAAGCGCCAUUCCAGCUGGUCGCCCACCUUCUGUUUGAGAGACAGGUGUCUCCUGGCAGAGUCCAGUCCUUGCUGAAGCAGGAGGGGCUGUGCCUGAGCGUCCAGCAGGUGAUCGUGCAGAGGUGCUGCGAGGCUCUGCCCGUUUGGACUUCCUGUUCAGGCGAGGUCAGAGACUCCCUGAAGGACCAGGGAGCGUUCAGCGUCGCGGCGUUGUCCCUCCUGCUCCAUCAGCACGCCCGGCAUCUCAUGUCCGCUCUGGGAAUCUCAGAUCCUCGCUCCGAUGUGAGCUCAGAGUCCGAGCUCUCCGCGGACGAAUGCUCCACCACGCCCAGCAGCCUCUCCACAUCCCCGCCCUCUCAGUCAACGUCUUCCUCCUCCUCCUCCUCCUCCUCAAGUUCCUUUGUCCUCACGGCUUCGGCUCUGUCCUUCCUGAAGUCCUGCUCCCCUCUACUGGCUGCGCUGUCGUGCUUGAGCGCCUGCAGAGGAGAAACCGCCAAAGCCCAGUCGUCGGGAUGGUCCGGAUACUUCCGCAGCGUCCGGAAAGAUGUGGCCCUCGACGGCGAGCAGCUUUUCCGAGAAGCUGACGGUCUCCUGAAAGAGUUCCCUGUCCUGCAGGCUUACCUCCAAACCAUGGUUGAGCCGCUCCUGGACUCCACCUGUGAAGGAGAAGCUUCUGCUGGACUCGGAGCCUUGAUCUGUGGGAAACCAAUCGUCAGCCUCCUCCUGUCUGGGCCUCAAGAGGAGGUGACACAGGCUCUGGCGGCGGAGGCCUUUGAGAAAUCCCUCAUCUCCAGAGACCUGAGUCGAGCUCUGCGUCUGAUGGAGCUGUACGGACAUGACUCCAGCCAGGAGGGGGCGCUCCGAGACCGCCUGCUGGCGUGCUCGGCCUUAGAAGAUGGAGAUGAAGGUCCAGCUCAGCUGUUCAGAGUGAGGGACCCCAACCUGCGAGCCCGGGUCACGCUCCGGGCCCUGGAGCAGUGGCCCCUGUCCGCCUGCCUGGAGCUGAUGGAGUUCUGCCUGAACGAUCAGGACACAGAAAGCGAGCUGAGAACGGAGCUGGAGCUCCGGCAGAAGGAGCUGAGCGUUUACCACCAGAUGAUGAGUUUACAGCCGCCCCCACCCGGGUCAACGUGGCAGGAGCUGAGGGCGGAGUCCAAAGCAAACCCAGAGGCCGUACUAUCCAUCCUCCUGGAGACCAAAGAGUUUGCCCUGUGUGAGCAGUGGGCGGAGCUUCAUCCGGUGUCAGAGCAGCUGAGGCUGCAGCUGCAGACGGAGCAUCUCCUCCAUCUGCUGGAGAAAGGAGAGACGAACGAGGCUUUUCAGCUCCUUGAAGGCAUCACCGACUCAGCGGGUCUGGAUGUUUGUGAGCGCGCUCUGGAUCGCCGCCCCGGGUUGGCGGCGUGCCACUUCCUGUCUGACUACCUGACCGUCCACUUUCAGAGACAGGUGUCUCCGGCACGCCGACGGCACAUCGAAGCUCUCCACCUGGGAUCAAAGGUGCUGCUGACUCUGCCCCCCGCUGCCAGGCAGGACUACUUCCCCCUGCUGUCGGAGCCCCUGCUGAUUCUGGAGCAGCUCCUGAUCAACCUGAAGGUGGACUGGGCCGAGGUGGCGGUGCGGACCCUGCGCGGCCUGCUGGUUGGUCAGGAGGCGGGUUUCGGAGCGGACGACAUAGAUAAGCUGCUGGCGGACUAUGCCGGCAAGGCCCUGGACUUCUCCUGCGCUCCCAGAGAGAGGUCGCGCUCCGACUCCGUCGUCAGCCUGCAGGAUUCCCUGCUGCCGUGCCCGGCUCACGACACCAGCUCCCACUCAUCGGGGCAGAUGGAGUCUCCGGCGUCGUCUUCACACAGCACCCCCACCCACUCCGCCUCCACCAACAGCUCGGACCGCGGCUCUGUUGGCCGGAAGCGGCUCUCCGUGGCCAAGUUCCAGCCGCCGGAUCGGCCGCCGGCCCAGAAAGACUGGGUCCCCGACUCUCAGCGGGACUUGUGCAUGGUGUGCCGGCGGGAGAGGUUUACGAUGUUCAACAGGCGCCAUCACUGCCGGAGAUGCGGCCGUCUGGUUUGUCAGGCGUGCUCCGAGCGCCGGAUGUUUGUUGACGGGUUUCCAGGGGAGGAGGUCCGAGUCUGCGAUCAGUGUCACUCCUUCUUUCACCCAGAGUCUGAAGAUGAGCUGGACUCCCCUGAAGGGGUUGGAGGCUCUGCAGAAACGCCGCAGGACCUGGAUGGGAUGCUCCACCUCCCCGAGGUGGUCCAUCGACGCUUCCAGCUCAGCACCAACCCCGCCGAGAACCAGCUGCUGCGCAGCGGGUUCUACUACGAGCAGGCUCCCAGUGCGCACCUCUGCGUGGCCAUCCUGUCCCUGCACAGCGACCAGACCGCCUGUGGGCACCAGCUCAUCGGCCACUGCCGCUCUCUGUCCCGUAAGCUGACCAACCCGGAGGUAGACGCCGGGCUCCUCACCGACGUGAUGCGGCGGCUGCUGUUCAGCGCCAAGCUGAUGUUCGUCAAAGUCAGCCGCAGUCAGGACCUGGCUCUGUGCGACAGUUACAUCAGUAAAGUGGACGUGCUGAAGAUUCUGGUGACGGCUAGUUACAAAUAUAUUCCUUCUCUGGACGACAUCCUGGAGACGGCGGCAGUCGCGCGUCUCCGUAACCAGCUGCUGGAGGCCGAACAUUACCAGCUGGCAGUGGAGGUGUCCACCAAGAGCGGCCUGGACCCCGCCGGCGUGUGGCAGGCGUGGGCCACGGCGUCUCUGAAGGCCGGGAACCUUACAGCGGCGAGGGAGAAGUUCGCUCGCUGCUUGAAGGCUCCGGUGGACCGAAACCAGCUGAGCCUGGGUCCUCCUCUGCUGCAGGAGGUCGUCCAGCAUCUGGAGAGCAACCUGCAGCCUUCUCAGGCGACGCAGUCUUGUGGAGAAGACAUUCUGGCGUCCCUUCGAGAGCUGGAGGGGGCUCUGAAGGAGUCUGCGCCUGUCGAGCGGCACGACCACGCGGCGGCGAGCGGCGGCCUCAACCCGGAGUGCCUCUACUACCUGAGCGCAUACGGCACUCACCUGGCUCUCGUCAGCUUCUACAUGCGGCACAACUGCGUGACGGAGGCCUUAACGUACCUCAUCAAUAAGGACUGUCCGGAGGAGGUGUUUGUGGAGGGGGUGCUGCAGCCCAGUCUGGAGCGGGGGCGGCUCGGCGUGCUGCAGGGAAUCAUGGAGAAGCUGGACCCCGGCCUGGAUUCCUGCGUCCGCUACCUCAUCGCCUCGUGUCAGUUCCUGCAACGCCGCAGCUUCUACCACUGUCUGUACCAGCUGCAGCAGUUCAUGAUGGAUCACGUGCGAGCCGCCAUGACCUGCAUCCGGUUCUUCACUCACGGAGCCGCUUCCUACGUCCAGCUCGGGGCGCAGCAGCAGCGGUGGUUGGUGAAAGCCAAAGAGCACCUAAAGACGUACCUGCAGGAGCAGCAGGGUCGUGGUGCCGGGAGGAAAAGGUCGUCCGUCAACUCCUUCAGGAAGACGAUGUCCUCCAGCGAUGUGUCCAGACACAUGAACACCAUCGAGCUGCAGCUGGAAGUCACCCGCUUUCUUCACCGCUGUGAGACCGCCGCGGCGUCCAAGUCUGCGCCCACCAGCCCACCUUCCACCAAGCCCUCCGCUUCACUGCCCACUCUGUUUGGAGGAACCCCCAUGAAGGUGGAGGUGGCUUGCAAGGUGAUGCUUGGAGGGAAAAACAUAGAAGAAGGCUUCGGCAUCGCCUACAGAGUCAUCCAGGACUUCCAGCUGGACGCCCCGGCGGUGUAUGUCCGGGCGGGGCAGAGGCUCAUCCGGCAGCGGCAGUUUGCCUCCGUGCGGCAGCUGCUGAAAUGCGUGGGAGAGUCCGGCUCUGCCACCAAGAGCGACUGCGACGCGCUGCUCCUCAGCUGCGUCGCUGCCGCAGACAAGGCGCCGGCAGACGCUAAAGAGCUGGAGAGUCUUGUUCUGGAGAUAAAGAGCUCGGAAAACAAGAUCAAAGCCUACCUGCUGUGCAGUAAGCUGAGGCCGGCGUACCUGCUGGCGGUGAAACUGGAGCCGGGCCAGGCCGGGCCUCUGGUCCAGGAGGUCCUCCAGGCAGCAGAGGAGGCGCAGGACUCGGUGAUGCAGAACAUCUGCAGGCAGUGGCUCUCCGAGCACAGCAAGUCGUCUCGCCAGGGCCGACCCAACGGCAGGUAAAGGGCGAGGUGAGGGUUCUGUUUCAAUGUGAAGACGCCCUCCACUGCCUAAACACGCUUUCACCUCCUUAUGGAGAGUAACACAACUAACGAGCGAAAAGGAAAAGUCAUGGCCAAGAUUCUGCUUCAUGGGAAACCAUGCAGCCGUCUGUCGUUUGUUUCUGCUGCGGGAAAUCCUUUUAUUCCUGAAAAACUGUUUACCUCCACAAAAGGUGCAUGCUAGUGAGUUAGGAGUCCAUGAAGGAAAAGUAACGUCGCCUGCGGCGUUUUGGAAAACCUGGAAAUGUAUGAAUUGUCCUGAGUGCAGAACUCAAAGCUUCUGUGAAGCUGAGAAUCACCGCAGUGCUUUAUUUUGAACUCUGACCUGCCAUAUUUGAGACAUCCUUUGGUCAGAUGGGUCUCCUACCUCAGCCUGAAGGAGGAGAUCUUAAUCUGCAAAGUUCCUGACAAACCGGAUGUCUGAAGCUGUCAUGUCUUUGUUGUUACAAACCCGAACGCUCAUCUGGUUUCCUGCACAAAUCCACUUUUAAAAACUGAAUACUUGUGAAGGAUUUGAAUACAGUGAACUCCUCUGUGGGAGCUUCUUCUGCUCCAUCCACCCCAGAAGAACCGCCGUCAAUCCCGCCGGGUUUAAUAAAGGGAAGCUGACAAUCGCUGCUGCCUCCGCCGGUCUGAACCCCCGUGUCUGUGCUGACGCGUCCCUCUGCUGCACUCGUUUUUUUCUGGGACACGUUUUCCUGUAGGAUUCGGUGCAAACGGGAGACGACGCUCCCGAACUCUCAUCACUGCCGCACUUUAUACUAAAAGAGAAAGCUGUGGGAAAACGACGCAAAGACGGCCAGAUUUCAACCACGUUUCCUUAAUCGCCUGUGACAUAACGAUAAAAUAAAACCUUUGCCAUACUGACA
Molecule: messenger RNA, 8770 nt
Organism: Oryzias latipes (Japanese medaka)
Lineage: Eukaryota; Metazoa; Chordata; Actinopteri; Beloniformes; Adrianichthyidae
Gene: zfyve26
Product: zinc finger, FYVE domain containing 26
Biological process (GO): mitotic cytokinesis; double-strand break repair via homologous recombination; regulation of cytokinesis
Cellular component (GO): centrosome; lysosomal membrane; midbody
Molecular function (GO): metal ion binding; phosphatidylinositol-3-phosphate binding
Source: RefSeq, a predicted model, not a curated record